Verruconis gallopava is the source of this 1080-nucleotide messenger RNA. RefSeq lists its product as uncharacterized. Gene Ontology annotation, molecular function: ferrous iron binding; oxidoreductase activity. The transcript has a single exon. The record is from RefSeq and is a predicted model, not a curated record. Bases 1 to 1080 code for a protein of 359 amino acids. Lineage: Eukaryota; Fungi; Ascomycota; Dothideomycetes; Venturiales; Sympoventuriaceae.
AUGGGCAAGAUUGUGGCCGCGAUUGGCCUUUCACAUGCACCAGGCGCAAUUGCGUUCCCAGAAACCGCCAAACCGAAGCAGAGGGCAUCGACAGAGGCAGCAACUGCGGCACUCGGCAAGACGCUUCAGGAUGCCAAACCGGACAUCAUAUUCGCCUUUCUAGACGAUCACUUUGAGAACUUUUUCCGCAACCUGAUGCCGACGAUCGCCGUUUCGGUUGCCGAUACACAUGUCGGUCCAGCCGACCAGUGGAUGGAGACGUUGAGGAUCCCGAAGAAGUACUAUUUCCCCGGCAACCCGAAGGUGGCAGAGCACUUGAUCCGCUCUCUUGUUGAGCAAGGUUUCGACGUGGCGAGGACCGGGUCCGUCGAGUACGGCAACAACCUGCUCAUGCCGUGGCUCCUGAUGGGCUGCCACGAAACAUUGCAGAAUGUGUCCGUCGUGCCGAUUUUCCUAAACGUCUUCACUCCGCCUCUGAUGAAGUACUCGCGUGCAUUUGAGUUGGGAGAGGCUUGUCGCAAGGCCGCGCUCUCGCUGCGAGACGACGUGCGUGUUGCGUUCAUGUGCACCGGAGGUCUCUCCCACUGGCCGCCGUAUUGGUCGCCCACCCAGGCGGGCGACCCGCCGGAAGACGAGUUCCUCAGGUUGAUGAAAGAAUACCAAACUGAAGGGAAGAGCGUCCUGAAAAAGUACCCGGAUCUGUUCGUCCGAUUCGACGACUAUGAGAUCGAAAUGGCCAAGAAGAACGAGUAUCCUCUGAAUAGCAAGCACCCAUUGGUCAACGACAAGUGGGAUCGGAUGUUUUUGGAAAAGUUCUGCGACGGAGACCGAACUUGGUUGAAGAGCCUGACGUAUGAGGAAGUGGAGGAAGAAGCUGGACAUGGUGGCCACGAGGUCCUGAACUGGGUUGCGCUGAGUGGAGCCAUGAACGGAGACAAAGCAAAGCUGCUUCUGUACGAGCCAGUUAUUGAAUGGAUAUGUGGCAUGAGUUACGUGGAUUUCGAAGUGGAAAAACCAACGACAUACGCCAACGGACAAGAAACGAACGGUCUCAACGCUCACGCAAAUGGCGUGCACUGA